This is a messenger RNA of Menidia menidia (Atlantic silverside), 845 nucleotides long. The record is from the annotation of a GenBank genome assembly. Lineage: Eukaryota; Metazoa; Chordata; Actinopteri; Atheriniformes; Atherinopsidae.
AUGUCUCAGCUCAAGCGGAAGUUGCGCGAACAGCAGGCUGUCAUCGGAGCCGAUAGCCGCCUGCUGCCCUCAAACUAACCCAAAAUUCUCCGUUGAAAGCGUCUUUAGGUGAAGGACGAACUUUCCGACGUGGUAAUAUGGACGAAGACGUGUUGACGACUCUGAAGCUGCUGAUUAUUGGCGAAAGUGGAGUCGGAAAGUCCAGGAAGGUCGCUAAAGCUGUUUGCCUGCAAACAAUAGGCAAGUGUACUGCCUCCCUUGCUCAUCUCAUCUUUAUUUCCUCCCCCAACAGCCUCCUCUUGAGGUUCACAGACGAUACUUUUGACCCAGAGCAGUCAGCCACAAUAGGUGUUGACUUCAAAGUGAAGACCCUCUCAAUAGAAGGAAACAAAGCAAAGCUGGCCAUCUGGGACACAGCUGGACAGGAGAGGUUUCGCACUCUGACACCCAGCUACUAUCGCGGUGCACAGGGAGUCAUACUUGUGUAUGAUGUCACGAAGCGCGACACAUUUACGAAGCUCGAAAACUGGCUGAACGAGCUGGAGACCUACUCGACCCGUAACGACAUUGUAAAGAUGCUGGUCGGGAACAAAAUCGAUAUGGACGACAGGGAAGUUGACAGAAACGAGGGGCUGAAAUUUGCCAGGAAACACUCAAUGCUUUUUAUCGAGGCCAGUGCAAAGACCAAAGAUGGUGUCCAGUGUGCCUUUGAGGAGCUGGUGGAGAAGAUCCUCCAGACUCCAGGACUCUGGGAGAGUGAAAGCCAGGGCCAGAGGAUCCAGCUCGGGGACCACGACCACCAGGCCGGAGGCAGGGCGUGCGGAGGAUACUGCUCCAUACCCUGA